Messenger RNA from Microthlaspi erraticum, 456 nucleotides. NCBI's taxonomy places the organism in Eukaryota, Viridiplantae, Streptophyta, Magnoliopsida, Brassicales, Brassicaceae. The record is from the annotation of a GenBank genome assembly.
AUGGUUAAUAAGGUAAUUAAACUAUUGAUCGAAGUGUAUCCGGCGUCUGUUUCGUUGGAUCCAGUGAGUUGUCAUGAUGCAAGAGUAUGGAGGAAGCAGAUGAUAGAUGCAAUGCCAUCCAUGUGUUUGUAUCACAAGAGUGGCUUGCUGUAUUUCACGGUGGAUACCACGGUAGAGGAAACGUUUAUGGACCAUGAUAUGGAGCAUUGGAUGCAUUUCACGGAAUUUGCCAGUGUCAGGGAUGGAACUUGUGGAACGAAACAUCCAGUUGCAUCCGAUGAAUACAAAAUCAGGGACGCCGGAGGCAUGUCAAGCUUUGAACUGGAUCCGAAGGACAUGUUUGGUUAUAUGGAGGGUGAAGAGGUUGAUAUGGACGAUGCUGAAUUGAGUGAUGAAGAUGAGGAAGAUUGUAGUGACUCUUCUUAUGUUGAAGAAUUGAUCUGCCUAUCACCUUAA